AUGUUCCGAAUCCUCGAAUCACAGGCGCCGGCCAAACAAACGGCAACGGACACAAUCAACACUCUGAGCAGUAGACUCCAAAGUGCGACUUUACUGGAGGAUCGACGCGCGGCCAUACAGGGACUAAGGAGCUUCUCAAAGCUUUAUCCAGCCUCUGUUGCUUCUGGAGCGCUACGACCAUUGAUCAACAGCCUGAGAAAUGACCGAGAAGAUGUGGACACGAUCAAGGUGGUCUUGGAGACCUUGUUGAUGUUAUUCUCCCCAGAUGAGAGCAGUCCCGAAGCGUCUGAUGAGAUAGCCCUGUGGCUUGCGGAUGAGUUCACUCAGCGACAAGACAAUAUCACCGCACUUCUCGAUCUCCUUGAUACGCGGGACUUUUACUCUCGCCUGUAUUCGCUGCAGUUGAUGUUCCAGAUCUCAAGUGCCCGGCCAGAAAGGACACAGGAAUGUAUACUAACUGCCCCGCUGGGUAUCCCCAGGCUUGUCGGUGCUCUGGGGGAUAGUAGGGAACCCAUUCGUAAUGAAGCACUACUGUUACUCAUUGCCUUGACACCUGCCUCCGAAGAAUUUCAGAAACUCGUUGCCUUCGAAAAUGCAUUUGACGUGGUAUUGUCCCUGAUCGAGAAUGAGGGUGGUUUGACGCAUGGAUUAGAGGUCGUGGAAGAUUGCCUGUCUUUGCUGGCCAAUCUUCUACGCCUCAAUAUAUCAAACCAGUCAUUCUUCCGAGAGACCGGCUGCGUGAAGAGAUUGGCAAAACUCCUAGCCGAUGUCAACAAAGAGCAGGAUUCAACUGAGGAUGUUCCCCAAUGGACGCAUGGUCAGCGCGAUAAGAAUAUCUGGGGCUUACUAGUGAUUAUCCAGCUGUUCCUCGUCAAGGGUGGGAUUAACACUCCCGCCAAUCAGAUGGCUUUCUGGAACAACGGGGUGAUGGAGCAAAUAUUGAGCGCGGCCUUCGGCCAGAAGUUCAAUGUCAAUGUGACGUCCAAGGCGUUGGCUACAUGCGCCGAUUUGAUCCGCGGAAAUUCGUCCCUGCAGGAGAGGUUCGGGGACAUUGAGGUCUUCUGGGGCCGACAGCCCAGUCAAGACGGCGUUGUCAAUGGGGACAAAGUCGCCAAUGGUGUUCAGCGCGUCAACGUCAUCGAAGCAUUGCUCAAAUUGAGUCUUGAACCCGCCCCAAUACAGGUACUGGAUGCCCGUCUGGCCGCAAGUGAGUGUAUCAAGGCAUUCUUUGCAAAUCAUCCGGGGAUUCGCGUCCACGUGUUGCGAAGAGCGAUUGAUGGACAUCUCAGCGGGCAGGAUCAAAUCCCGAAUAUCAUGACUGUUCUGCUCAUCUCGCCGGAUGCUCGAGGAAAUUCCGAUCCUUAUCAAGUGUGGAUUGCAUCUGUCUUAAUGUUCCACUUGCUGUUUGAUAAUGCCGAGGCAAAGGCGAUAGCCAUGCAAGUGACAGAGGGCGACGCUGAAAGUGGUGAAGAAGUAAUCACCUGCAUCCAAACAAUUCUGGGAAACCUAAUCACAGGAAUGCAAAGGGGUGAUGACGAGAGAAUCACGGUAGGCUAUUUGAUGUUGCUAUGCGGGUGGCUCUUCGAAGAGCCAGAUGCUGUCAAUGAUUUUCUUGGAGAGGGUAGCAGUAUUCAAAGCUUAUUGCAAGAAACUAAGCAUCGGGGUGUCUCCAAUGUACUUGUGCCCGGCCUGAGCACGAUCUUACUGGGAAUCAUCUACGAGUUUUCCACGAAGGACUCGCCCAUUCCUCGGGCUACGUUGCACAAGUUAUUACUCGAGCAGCUAGGCAGAGAGCAGUAUAUUGACAAGAUAACUCGCUUCAGAGGAUCGCCCAUGGUCCGGGACUUCGAGGUCUUGCCGCAAACGGUGGGAGGGCAGUUUGACGCGGGGCUACCUGAUAUUUUCUUUGACAGGAUGUUCAUUGAAUUCCUUAAAGAUAAUUUCAGCCGGUUGAUUCGGGCAAUUGAUCGGGAACCCGGGCUUGAGAUAUCUGUCAUCACAAAUGGCAUUCAGCGAGGGAUUUCGCGAGAACUGGUCGAUUCGCUAAGGGCUGAGCUCGGAGAACGAAGCCAAGCUGUGCAGAAGCUCGAAUCUGACUUGGUCAAUUUGCGAAACCAAUUUGAGCAAGAGCAGCUUGAACACAGGAAGUACAAGGACCUGAGCAGCUCAGAGACUUCAAAAAUACGGCAGAUUAACGAAUCAUUGCAACGAAACCAUGAACAAGAGUUGGCGAGAUUGGAAGAACAACACAAACAUGCCAAGAACGAAUUGCUGAAACAGCAUGGUGACCAACUUCGAGCUAUCGACAACCAGCUCAAGGAAACCUCCGCUGAAUACGAGAGGAGAAGCCAGCAAGUCAAGAAGCUGCACGAUGCCGAAGUCGCUGAUCUCCAAAAGAAAGUCCAAUCGCUAGAAUUGGAGCUUACCCGCGUCAGGGAAGAAAGUGCAGGCGAAGUUGGCAGCUUACAAACGACGAUUCAGACGAUGAGAUUAGAAGCAGACCAAAGCAAAGGACAACAUUGGGCCCAGGUAGCAGAUCUUGAAAGCACAAUCCAAAGUUUGCGCUCAGAACUAGACGAAAGCAAGGCGAAGCAUGCCGACCAGGUCUCUAAUCUCAGCGGCACGAUUCAGAAGCUGCAGUCCGAGCUUGCCGCGGCCAAGCAAGGACAUGAGACUGAGCUUGCUGACAUCAAAACGAAAGCUCAGACGCUACAGUCUGAACUUGACAAAGCCAAAGAAGGACAUGAGACUGAGAUUGCUGACCUUAGAGCGAAGGCUCAGAUCUUACAGUCCGAACUCGAUUCUAGUACGGAAAAGUCAAAGAAAGAUCUCCAGGCUGUUCACAAUGACUACUCAUCUAAGCUCUCAGAGCUCGAAAAGCGGGCCAAGCAGGCUGAGAGCAAGGUAGAAAAAGCUGAAGCAGAUGCACUCAGAUCUGCUGAAGCACUUAAGGAGAUCCAGACACAACUUGAAAAGACCAAGGCUGAAGUUGAGGAGAAGGAGGAAGCCCGCAAAGCAGCGCAGUCCGAACUCGAAGAUCUCCUGAUCGUAUUUGGGGAUUUAGAAGCGAAGAGAAAUCAAGAUAAGGGCAAGAAAUCUUGGCAGAAAAUCGGCCUGUGGGGCAUGAGUCAUUGCCGCCCUACAAUUAUCAUCUUUUUUAUCUACCCCCGCGACCCCUCGCUCCCGGCCAUAGAUCGCACCGACAGCCAUUAUCUGACGACUAUCCGCUCAACCGUCAUGUCCAUUGAUUUUCCGGCUGAGGAAGAGAUCACCCUCAAGAGGUGGAGGGAGAUCAACGCCUUCGGGAGGCAAGUCGAGCUAUCCCGUGGCCGCAAGCCCUACACUUUCUACGAUGGCCCUCCAUUCGCAACGGGCCUUCCUCACUAUGGUCAUUUGCUGGCCUCGACUAUCAAGGAUAUUAUCCCUCGAUACUGGUCAAUGAAAGGUCACUAUGUCGAGAGACGGUUCGGUUGGGAUACACACGGUGUCCCCAUCGAGUACGAAAUCGACAAGAAGCUCGGGAUGUCGGGCUUGGAGGCUGUCGAAAAACUCGGCAUUGAAAAGUACAAUGAGGAGUGCAGAGCUAUUGUCAUGAGAUUCGCGGCUGAAUGGCGGGAGACCAUUGAGAGGCUCGGCCGUUGGAUUGACUUUGACAAUGACUACAAGACCAUGAACGCCAGUUUCAUGGAAUCAGUUUGGUGGGUUUUUAAGCAGCUGUUUGACAAAGGACUCGUCUACCGUGGCUACCGUGUCAUGCCUUUCUCGACCGCACUCAAUACCCCCCUGAGUAACUUCGAAGCGCAACAAAACUACAAGGAUGUGCAGGAUCCUGCAGUAGUUGUAUCAUUUCCUCUGGUAGAUGACCCUGAGACCUGCCUUCUCGCAUGGACGACCACGCCCUGGACCCUGCCUUCUAACGUGGCCCUCGCUGUCAACCCUGGUUUCGAGUACAUCAAGAUUUUCGAUGAAGCCUCCAAGAAGCACUAUAUCCUUCUCGAAUCGCUCCUUCGCACACUCUACAAGGACCCUAAGAAGGCCAAGUUUAAGAUUGUGGAUCGUUUCAAGGGUGCGGACAUGAAGAACUGGAAGUACCAGCCACUCUUCGAUUAUUUCUACGAGGAGUUCAAGGAUUACGGUUUCCGUGUGAUAAAUGGGGAUUAUGUAUCCGCUGAGGAUGGUACCGGUAUCGUCCAUCAGUCGCCGGCCUUCGGUGAGGAGGAUUACAAGGUUGCUAUGGAAAGUGGUGUUAUAAGCGAAACACGUCUGCCACCUAAUCCUGUCGAUGAGACGGGCUGCUUCACCGCGGAAGUUCGUGAUUUUGUUGGUCAGCAUGUCAAGGCUGCCGAUAAGGCCAUCAUCAAGCACCUGAAGGGCCUCGGCCGUCUGAUCGUCGACAGCCAGAUUACUCACAGCUAUCCAUUCUGCUGGCGUUCUGAUACCCCUCUUAUUUACCGCGCUGUGCCCUCCUGGUUUGUCAAGAUCGGCCCCAUCAUUCCCCAAAUGCUUCAGGGUAUUGAAGACUCGCACUGGGUUCCUUCUUUCGUCAAAGACAGGCGUUUCGCCAGCUGGAUUCAGAAUGCUCGGGAUUGGAACAUUUCGAGAAACCGCUUCUGGGGAACACCGCUUCCAUUGUGGGUCAGUGACGACUUCAAGGAAGUUGUGGCUGUAGGAAGUGUCGAGGAGCUCAAGGAGCUGAGUGGCUACGAAGGAGAAAUCACUGACCUUCAUCGUGACAAAGUGGACAAGAUCACUAUUCCAAGUAAGCAAGGCAAGGGUGUCCUCCGACGUGUCAGCGAGGUGUUUGACUGCUGGUUCGAAUCGGGUAGCAUGCCAUACGCAUCCCAGCAUUAUCCCUUUGAGAACAAGGAGCAAUUCGAGAAGAGCUUCCCCGGUGAUUUCAUCGCCGAGGGCCUUGAUCAGACGCGUGGUUGGUUCUACACUUUGACUGUCCUGGGAACACAUCUCUUCGGCACCCUGCCCUUCAAGAAUUGCGUUGUGAACGGAAUUGUUCUUGCUGAGGAUGGAAAGAAGAUGUCGAAGAGAUUGAAGAACUACCCUGAUCCCACGCUGAUCAUGCAGCGGUACGGUUCCGAUGCCCUUCGACUCUAUUUGAUUAACUCCCCCGUCGUGCGUGCCGAGCCGCUCAGAUUCAAGGAGUCUGGCGUGAAGGAAAUCGUUGCCAAGGUUCUCCUCCCUCUGUGGAACAGCUACAAGUUCUUCGAGGGUCAGGCAGCUCUGUUCAAGAAGAACAACGGUGUUGACUUUGUCUUCGACCCCAAGGCUGAAACCACCAACACCAACGUGAUGGACCGCUGGAUCCUGGCCAGCUGCCAAAGCUUAUUGAAGUUCGUGAACGAGGAGAUGGCUGGAUACCGUUUGUACACAGUGGUUCCUCGGUUGCUCGAGUUGAUUGACAACACAACCAACUGGUACAUCAGAUUCAACCGCAAGCGUCUCAAGGGCGAGAACGGCAUUGAUGACACUUUGCAUGCUUUGAACACCCUCUUCGAGAUUCUCUACACCCUAGUCAGAGGUCUCGCUCCAUUCACACCAUUCAUCACCGACACCAUCUACCAGAAGCUUCUUCCCCACAUCCCCGAGGCGCUCCGUGGCGAAGACAGCCGGAGUGUCCACUUUCUUCCCUUCCCCGAGGUGCGCGAGGAACUGUUCGAUGAAGUCGUUGAGAGACGGGUGGCACGGAUGCAGAAGGUCAUCGAGAUGGCCCGUAUCUCCCGUGAGCGCCGCUCCAUCGGGUUGAAGUCGCCUCUGAAGACUUUGGUUGUGAUUCACCAGGAUCAGCAAUACUUGGACGAUGUGAAGUCCUUGGAAGGCUACAUCCUGGAGGAGUUGAACGUCCUUGAGCUUGUCUUGUCGUCUGAUGAGGCCAAGUACAAUGUUCAGUACAGCGUUAGUGCCGAUUGGCCUACCCUGGGCAAGAAGCUGAAGAAGGACGCCCAGAAGGUCAAGAAGGCAUUGCCAUCCCUCACCAGUGAUGACGUGAAGAAGUUUGUUGCUGACAAGAAGAUUCUUGUUGACGGCAUCGAGCUCGUCGAGGGUGACCUUGUCGUGAAGCGUGGUCUCAAGGAGGAUGCUGCAUCUGAGGGAAUGGAACCUAACACUGAUGCUGAUCUGCUGACCAUCCUUGACGCCAACCUAUACCCCGAAUUGGCUCAACAAGGAUUAGGUCGAGAGAUCAUCAACCGUCUUCAGCGUCUGCGUAAGAAGGCCGGUUUGGUCCCUACUGAUGAUGUGAGAAUGGAAUAUGCCGUUCUCUCUGAUCCCGACAGUGUUGGUAUCAACGAGGCUUUUGAGACGCAAGCCAAGACCAUUGAAAAGGCUGUCCGCAGGCCCUUGGAACAGGUUACCGUCGUUGAUGGCAAGGUCCCCAGCGGAGACAAGGAAGCUCUUAUCAUGGAGGAGGAGCAGGAAGUUCAAAAGGCAACUUUCCUGUUGCGGUUGCUCAAGCUGUAG
Molecule: messenger RNA, 6471 nt
Organism: Aspergillus thermomutatus
Lineage: Eukaryota; Fungi; Ascomycota; Eurotiomycetes; Eurotiales; Aspergillaceae
Exons: 7
Coding region: 1-6471 (2156 amino acids)
Biological process (GO): intracellular protein transport; vesicle fusion with Golgi apparatus; isoleucyl-tRNA aminoacylation
Cellular component (GO): Golgi membrane; cytoplasm
Molecular function (GO): ATP binding; aminoacyl-tRNA deacylase activity; tRNA binding
Source: RefSeq, a predicted model, not a curated record